AUGUCAUCUACUCAAGAUACUUCCCCUGCGAAGGAUGUUGAUACAACAUGCGAAACCCAAUGUUUCGAACAAUCCGAUUUUACAUCGAAGACUUCUGAAGCGGUAAACCAGCUCUCUGAACAGCACCAGACAUACUUGCUUCAGCGACAUGGCACAUUAGACCUCGAUCCACUCCCUAGCAUGAAUCCAGCUGAUCCGUACAACUGGUCAACUAGAAAGAAAGUUAUGAACCUAAUCCUCGUCGCCUUCCAUGGGUUUACAGGAGCCUUUACUGCCACCAGCAUCAUCUGCGCAUAUCAAGAAGUUGCAAAGGACCUCGGAGUAUCACUGCAAACCAUUAGCUAUCUCACCUCCAUUCAGAUCGCUAUUCUAGGAGGAGCUCCUCUUCUCUGGAAACCCUUAUCGCAUCGGUUUGGACGACGCCCAAUCUUCCUUUUAUCCCUUCUGUUUAGCUGUGUGUUCAAUAUUGGAUGUGCAAAAAGCCCUAAUUACAGCUCUAUGGCUGUCUGUCGAGCAUUCGCAGGGCUUUUUAUCUGCCCGGCUAUAGCAAUUGGCACCGCUGUCGUGAUGGAAACAUUCUUCAAACACGAGCGCGGUAGGUAUAUGGGAGUUUGGGCAUUGUUGGUCUCGUUGGGAGUUCCAUUUGGGCCUCUGAUCUUUGGGUUUGUUGCACAACGGGUAGGAUACCGGUGGAUAUAUUGGACUCUGGCAAUUAUCAACGGAGUGCAAUUAAUUCUCUACAUCUUCUUUGGCCCUGAGACACGAUAUAUCGGCAUGGAUGAAAAUUCAAAAUCAUCAACCUUCAAACGGGAAUACCUCUCGUUCCGACGCAUCGACCCAACACCCUUGACGCUGGGUGAAUUUCUCCACCCCCUGACCCUCUUUACCAAAAUCCCAGCCUUGGUCGCCGGCAUGACUUACAGCAUGGUGUUUCUCUUUGCAUUGGUGAUGAACUCUGUCGAAGUGCCCCAGCUGUUACAGAGAAAAUUCGAGCUUGAUCCCCAGCAGCUAGGCCUGCAAUUUAUCAGUCUGGUUAUUGGCUGUGUUUUAGGCGAACAGCUUGGCGGUGUCAUGUCCGAUAUAUGGAUGAAUACUCGUGCACGGCGCAUCAAGGUCAAGCCCGAGCCGGAAUACCGCCUGUGGCUAAGCUACAUCGGGUUUCUAUUGACAACUUGCGGCAUGGCUGUGUUUUUGGUUUGCACGGACCAGGCUACUACAGGAAAAUGGACUGUGAAGCCACUCAUAGGAGUAUGCAUUGCCGCAUUUGGGUGCCAGGUUGUGACGACCGUGAUGUUUACAUACGCGGUGGAUAGGUACUCACAGGAUGCUGGGAGCGUGGGUGUCUUCAUCAACUUUCUUCGAUGUGUUUUUGGAUUUGUUGGACCCUUCUGGUUUCCGCCCAUGUUUGAGAACAUCGGUGUUGCGACUAGUUCAGCAGUGGUCGCAGCCUUAAUUGUCGCCGUUAGCAUAAUUCCGACGGCGUUGAUGCACUGGCAGGGAAGAAAGCAGCAUGGUCUUCACCAUUCCGGUGAAAUUUGA
Molecule: messenger RNA, 1539 nt
Organism: Aspergillus puulaauensis
Lineage: Eukaryota; Fungi; Ascomycota; Eurotiomycetes; Eurotiales; Aspergillaceae
Exons: 4
Coding region: 1-1539 (512 amino acids)
Biological process (GO): transmembrane transport
Molecular function (GO): transmembrane transporter activity
Source: RefSeq, a predicted model, not a curated record